Messenger RNA from Ruditapes philippinarum (Manila clam), 37119 nucleotides. Its product is annotated as microtubule-actin cross-linking factor 1, isoforms 1/2/3/4/5-like. Lineage: Eukaryota; Metazoa; Mollusca; Bivalvia; Venerida; Veneridae. Gene Ontology annotation, molecular function: calcium ion binding; microtubule binding; structural molecule activity. Gene Ontology annotation, biological process: intermediate filament cytoskeleton organization; wound healing. Gene Ontology annotation, cellular component: cytoskeleton; membrane; intermediate filament. The record is from RefSeq and is a predicted model, not a curated record.
CAGACGUGAAAAACGAAAGUUUAGAAAUAAUUUAAUUUUCAAAUCUAGAAAUGAGAAGUUAGUAUUAAGUAAUGUUUCCGUAACAAAUUGACAAAUAAUUGAACAGAUCUUAAUCUGUAGGAAGUUUAUAGAAGAGCUUUAAUGUACUGUAAUUACAAUGAUAAAUAUUGAAAAUUUAAAUACAAAUGUGAAAAAUUGACAUUUACGUCUAUUGAACAAUCGCAAGGUCAUUUCAAAACCUAUACUGUCAAACAUCAUUGGCGGAAUUGCAACAUAUUUUUUUCCUGGAUUUUGACAGACAUAGAGAAUUACAAAGUUGUCGUCUGCUAACGAUGCAUUGACAAGCUAUGAAUAAUAAUUGAAAAUAGAAGUUGUGUGAUGUUAUUAUAUUAUAAGAGAAAAUGCAUUUCUGGACUAUUAUGCAUAUUUUGUGGCUAUAAGUUUGUCUUUGAACGGGUAAUUAUUGAAAGUAAAUUAGCGUGAUAUAUUAUUAAGAAGCUGCCAGACUGUUAGUUACAAUGCUGGACUUAUUGGUUAUAGUAUGGCUUAUGCUAAAAUGGAUUCAUAUAUGGUGGCGGGCGAUUUCUCAGUGGUAUAACAAACCAAGAAAAAUCUAUAAAGGAUCUGUUAAGGACGGUGGAUAUUCUGCCAAAAACAGUCGUAACCUACAUGAAGAUAAACAUAGCAGAUGUAAUGCAGACGCAAAUGGGGACAUUGAUAGUGAAAACUGUAUCUCACAAUGCAGAAUUACUGCAACAGGCAAUAAUUUACAGAAAAGUAGAAUUAGUUUAGAAUCAAAGAAAGUUUUAGGAGUAAAUAGUGAAAAUGUGAGUAACAGAAAAGGAGAAAACAGUUUUGAAAGUGGUAUUGCAUUGAAAUCAGAAGGAUUCUUAUCAAAACAGGGGCAACCGAAACAAAACAACGGAUAUCUUAUAUCAAACAAACUACAUGACAGUAGGACAGCAUCGAAGAGAAAAUCAAAAUCGCCAUCGCCUCCGGGAAGUUGUCAGACUUCAUCACAAUCUACGUUAAUAACAACAAGUCUCCAAACAGCAGGUCUGAAUAGAGAUAUUGAGGAGACUAUAUGUGAAUCUGGAGAUUCAAGUAAUGUGUUUAAAACAUCUUUUCAUGAUGAGUGGAAGGAAAAGUCAUUAAAGUCAGUAAAAUUAACACCAAAUGAUUCAUUGACUUCAUCACUCAAACCUGGGAACAUCCAGGAAUCAAAAUCCAAACAUUUAUCUAAUGAGGUAGAUGUUAAAAGUGUGUCACAAAGCAAAGCAGUAUUGACUGAAUCAAAAGAAAAGGUGCAAAAAUCAAAAGUUUUAUCUGAUGAUAUCAAUGGGAGGAACAAAACUGAAUUAAAUUUUACUGAAAAGCUGUCUUCAAAAACAGAAAUUAUUAGAAAUGGAAUUGCUGAUGACGAAAUUGAAAAAUGUAAGUUAUUAAAUAAUGACACAGAUGGUGAUGAGGUUGAGUGGAGGGUAAGAACUUUACAGAAUGGAAGUGAAAAUGUUGGUAAAACUGUUCAGAAGAAAUGUUAUGAUGGGGAGAAAAUAACAUUAGUAACUAGCUCAAAAACCUUUACUGCCAAAGCUAACUUUGUUACUAAUACUACUUUUUGCAGUGAAACAGAAAAUGCCUACAAACUUCUAAAAGAGAAAUCACCUGAAAGUACGGUUGUUGUCAAACAAAUAGAAACUUUAGCAAAUGAAGCUGACAGUUAUGUAACCAGAAGAAGAGUCAUAAGACCAAAUGAAUUAAGAAUUAAGCACUAUUCACAAGAUGAUGCUCUUCAUAAAAGAAGUGUAACAUUUAAUGGUGAACAACCAGAUACAAAGAUGGCCUACAGAAGAAGUGUGAGUGCUGACUCUAGUCCAUACAGGACUUUCCAUGCACCAACAGUGGAGAGAAUCAGUGUGUAUGAUAGAUAUAUGGAAAGGGAAAGAAAAGAACUGCUUGCAAGACUUUCUGAGAGGAGGAAGUCAAUGGAAUCAGCUAGUCAUGAUAUAUUUAUUCCACAUUAUUCAGACGAGUACAGGUCCUCCACAAGGCGUUCUCCUGGUGCCAUUGUUAUUUCUAAGACUAUGCGACGGAAAAUGUCAGAAAGGACUACAAGAAGCAUGGAAAUGUUGGAAACAAGAACAAGGUUUUCUGAUGGCUAUGAAUCUCCAAGAUCAUUUACCAAAGACUACUCGAAAUAUGGGUCGUCAUCUAGACAGAAUCUUAAUGAAGGUAUGAUUAGAAGUAAAAUAAGAGAACAUAUGUCAAACAUAAUUGGCAAGAGAUUAUAUGCUGACGAAGAUGUAAUGUUUAGCUGUAGGUCUGAAAAUCCUCUGUAUGCAGGAGAUGGUAUGGAAACUGAUCAAGAAAGCACUAUUACUAGUGAAAUAGAUAUCAGCAGUGAGCAAAAUGGAUUAAAAACUGAUGAAGAAAGCGAAGAAUAUCUUGCAGAUGAAGAAACGGAUGAAACACUGAAAAUAACGAAAUCAGCAUUUGAUGAACCAGUUGUUUCUUACAGCAGUAGAUAUGAAAGCUAUUCUCAAAGUGAAGCUCAUGCUAGACAAUUGGAACUUAAGAGUAAAGAAAUGCAUAGAGGAAUUAGUCAGUCUAGUGAAAUGUAUAAAAAUAUAGAAAAAUCUGCUUCGGAACUGAAAUUUAAUAGGUAUGGCAGUACCAAAGAACCUUUGUUUGCACAAGAUAAUGUGAUAGCUGAAUCGGUUGGUGCAUUAAGGGAGGAAACUUUCGAUUUGUCACUCAGCUCUCUAGCAACUAUUAACUUUGGUGAACUAAGCAGUGUACCAGGUGUAAGAAUACCAGGUCUUAAAUCUGCUUGGAGAGAGAGUGAAGAUGGUCUUGGUGAUACCCUCAUAGAUGAUGAUAUUUUAACACCAACUUUUCAGAUUUCGGAUGUGGUUGUUCCCGGCCAGCCAGAAGACAUCUCGGCCAAAGAGGCACUGUUAUUAUGGAGCCGGCGCACCACAGAUGGUUACCCAGGAGUUCAAGUUCGAGACUUUGACAAGAGCUGGCAGGAUGGCAAGGCCUUCCUCUCCAUUUUACAUAGAAAUAGACCUGACUUGAUAGAUUUUCGCCGGGUUCAGACGCAGUCUAACCGACAGAACCUGGAGUUAGCCUUCUCUACAGCGGAGAGGGAGUUUGGGGUCACAAGAUUGCUUGACCCUGAAGAUGUUGAUGUGCCAAAACCAGACGAGAAGUCAAUCAUUACAUACGUGUCAUCCUUGUAUGACGUGUUCCCGGACGUCCCCUCCGUCGAACAGUCCCUCAAGGAUAACGAAAGACAGUUGAAGAUAGAUGAAUACAAAGAGUUAGCCGUCCCCCUGGUCACAUGGUUACAAGAUGUGAUUAUGAUGCACUCACAGAGAAACUUCCCCACCACUCUCAUUGAAAUGAAGUCAUUGUUGUCAGACCUACAUAGAUUUAAAAUUGAAGACGUCCCCCCUCGACUUGAAAUGCGGAAAAGAACAUUGAGACUUUUCGACGACAUUCAGAGUACUGGUGCUUCACACCUCGGUUCUGAUGAUGAAUUAUACCCAGACAAUAUAAACCGGUUGUGGAACCGGUUCGAACAUGUCCAACAGGAGAGAGAAAUGGCCAUUCAGCAGGAAAUAGUCAGAUUAGAGAGAUUGCAAAGAUUAGCUGAAAAAUUACACCGAGAAUCAAAACAUAGCGAAGAUAGUCUUAACGACCUUGAGAGACGUAUUCAAGAUGAGGAACGUAGGGCCGAGACUUUACACCCAUUCGAAGCCAAGCGAAACUGUGAUGCAUUAGAACGAGCCUUGAAAACUAUUGAAGAUAACGUUCAUUCAUUGUUAAGGGAUGCGCAAGCCCUUCAAGAUGGUAGAUACGCAAACUCCGAAAAUAUUUAUAAAAGAGUGUCGGCUUUAAGAUUACGGGUCUCUCAGUUACGCACAGAACUUUUUAGCAAUGUGAUACAAAAACUUCUUUCAAAAUCCUAUGUUGAAGAAGGAAUAACAACAACACGGCGCCGUGAAGUCGUCACAGAAGUACGACUAGUAGAAAAUAACCCAUCGUUCAGACAUGUGCAACAUUGCCUACAGUGGAUCGAGGCAAAACAAUUAGCAAUGGAUAUGCCGGAUUAUGGUAUGGAUGCACAAAGUGCCCAGGAAAACUUUAAGGCAUACCAAGAUGAACACGCAGAAAUUGUAGCGUUCAAAAAGGAAAUUGACAAGUGUAUAAAUGAUAGAAGAAAUUUGUCCCCUGAUGAGCAAGAUCUUUACACAGAAUGGCUGUCCAAGGUAGAAGUGGCCUAUUCCUUACUUAGUAACAACUCCAGUCGGAGAGUGAAGGGUCUAGAGUCCCUAAUAGAUUUCCUUCAAGCUGCGACACAGGAGCUGAUCUGGUUAAACGAGAAAGAAGAGGUGGAGGUCACGCGUGACUGGAGCUCAAGUCGAUUGAACGUCCCCACAAUCGAUGAGUUCUACAAGGGCUAUCCAGUUUUCGGACAUAAUUUCGGACAGAAUCUCCUUCAUGAAAUGAAGGCCAGGGAGGCCCAGUUUAACUCUGUACAGGACCGCGGUAAUUCCAUGGUCCUUGAUAGACACCCAGCAGCCAAAACUAUUGAGGCGUAUAUGUCCCAAAUGCAGUCUCAAUGGUCAUGGCUCCUACAACUGUCAGUGUGUCUAGAUGCUCACGUGAAACAUGCUUCAGCCUAUUAUCAGUUUUUCGAAGAAGCGUCAGAAUGUGAGCAGUGGAUGUCACGACAGGCUGAUUCUAUAAAUAUCCGCUACAGUGAUGACAGCCAAUCAGUGGAGACGUUACAAACAUUGUUACGGGAGUUGCAGGAACUGUCAGAUGUGAUGUCGGAGUACGAGAGACGUGUAUCGUCACUCACAAUGAGAAGUCGAGAAAUCAUUCCAUUGAAACAAAGAGGACAACCUGUGUUCUCUGAACUUAGAUGUAGAUGUCUUUGUAUAUACAAACAACCCCCUAUGGUGCUAAACAAAGGUGAAGCAGUGAUACUUUUAGACAAUAGCCAGAAAAUAAGAUGGAGGGUGCGGACAAUGCGAGGAGAGGAAGAUCUUGUACCAUCAGUAUGUCUGCUAUUACCUCCACCUAAUUAUGAAGCCAUAGAAUUUGCUGACAGGCUAAAAAUACAAUUUGACCACCUACAAAGUUUAUUGAGAAUGCGCAAGAGAAAGAUGAGUAAGAACAUGGUGCUGGGAACCAUCAACUUGAUACAAGGAUGGGACCUGGCUCAAUUCCAGGCCCUGGACCCAGUCAGACGUGAGGCCCUGAUGCGAGCAUUGAAUGAAGAUGCUACAAAAUUGAUUGCUGAGGUGGGGGAAGGAGACAGAGAUAUGAGGCAGUUAAGAGAUAGAUUAAAUGAAUGCAAUCAACACUUCCAGAACCUCACAGCUGCUGUUAACGAAGAAGAGUUAAGGAAAACUCGUGGUCCUGAUAAAGAGUUUAUACAGAAGCUAGACUCGGUCAGUUACCAGCUGAGCUCCUUGGAACAGGACCUUCAGACUCGCAUACAGCAGCCUCUACCUCAUGAUAAACAAAGCAUGGACUCGGCCAGAAAGCAGCAAUCUGAUUGGGAAAGAGGACUACAGAACCAAGAAGGAGCUGUGGAGCAGCUGAGACUUGUGCACCGUCAACUCGGGGCAAGUAGUCCACAGACUGACUCUAAAAUUCUCUUCAUUGAUGAGAAAUGGGAACAAAUGAUCACAGUGGGAAAUGUUUACGAAGAAAGAUUGAAGAGUUUAGAAUCCUGCCUGAAUAAAAUGGACAGCCUCUGUGCCUUCGUAGCAGACCAGGAAGUGACCUUGGGCUCACAGGAAGGCAUGUCUUCCAACCCUCGUGCCCUGGCUGCCCAAAGGGAUGAGUUACAGACAAUAAAAACCUCACUAGAACACAGACAAUCAAUGCUGGCAGCACUAGAAGAUGAUCUGACCUCAUUAAGAAGUGCUGUUGAGAAGAGUCGACCUGGAACGUCGCGACAUCAUGACGUGGAAGACCUCGAGAAGAAGGCCAGUAACUUGACAACUAGAUGGAAUAAUGUCAAAGAACAAGUCACAGAAAGAUUAAAGAGCAUGACAGAUGCUGUAGAUUCUCUGACUCAAUACACAAAUGGUUUUGCGGAGGAGCAGGAAUUUGUUGCCGAGACCCAGAGCAAAAUCAAUGCUCAGUCACCAGUGUCGAGUGUUGAAGAUGCUAAACGAUCUGUACAACCUGCUAUGUCGAUCUAUAACUCGCUUGGAGAACACCAACAUCAGAUAGAGGCAGUAAACAGACAUGGUGGACAAUAUAUACGGGAAGCAAAGAUCUAUGAAAAGAAAUUACAGAAAUACCAGAAUAGCCUACAGAGUGUAGAUGCAGGCCUGGCCGAGGGUUUACACAAACGCCCUCGACGAGCCUCAGGUGCUGAAACUGUGAAGACAGAGCUAGACAAUCAGAAUCGGCAAUAUAUUGAUCAAGUACUCUGGGCCAACAGGCAGCUACAGGAAAUUAAGAAUGUAUUUUCUGAAGCUAAUAUUGAUGUACAGUUCCCUGUGUUGGUAACUGACAAGGUACCUCUUCUGAGAACCUUCAGAGCAGAACUAACAAAACGUUCCUCGAUGCUUGUGGAUGAGGACAUGCAGGAAUACUUCCAACAACUUGCUGACUUUGAAGGCUAUGGUGGACUUCAGGCUAUGGGAAAAACUGGCGAGACUUUUGGUAGCCAGACGACAAUUAGCGUGUCACGUCCAGAAAGCCAUGUAACACCUUCAAGAAAUGUGGUAGCCUCUGUAGCAUCUCCAGUGAAAUGGAGAAUGACAACUCCACCCAUACCAACUGAAAAAUUGUCAAACAAAGUGGCGAGCAUUUCUAGCCUAACUGAAAAUAAUGCUUUGGAAAUUUCGGCACCUGGUCAAACAUUGAUAACUGUACAGCAAGGUUGUCUGGCACCACAAGGAACAUAUUUACAUGUUCCUUCUAUUUUGAAUCCUCAGACAGGAAGAAAAGUGAAUUUAGCUGAAGCUGUGAAAGUAGGUGUGUUUGAUCCUAAAACUGGGACAAUAACUGAUCAGAGAAUAAAUAAAAAAAUGAAUCUUACGCAAGCUACUGCAAAUAGGUAUGUUUCUAAUGACUUACAAAGACAAUUAACCUCCACUUGUGGUAUUUCAGACCCAUUCUCAGGUCAGGAAUGCACUCUUCUUGAAGCUAUGCAAAAAGACUUAUUUGACCCAUGCAAAAACUCUGUUAAAGACCCAAGUUCGGGAAAAUUCAUACCUAUACAGGAAGCUGUGGCUCGAGGGCUUUUAUCUAGUGUAGACGCUGAAAAUUUAGUAGGUGAAGGUGUUACAGUGACUUUCAUUACCCAAUCACAAGCUGUGUUCACAAAUGAUGACCUUGCAUCAACCACUAUGAGACUAGGAUUAGCAGACAUUGUUGAAAAUGGUUUAUACAUUCCUCAAUCUGGUAAAAUUCUAAAUCCAACUUCUGGAAGAGAAUUAACUGUCCUUGAGGCAGUUGAGCAGGGAUUAAUCAAUCCAACAAAAAAGGAAAUAAAGGACGCAAAAACUGGGAAGUUAUUAUCGCUAUCUGAAGCAGUUAACAAUGGUGUGAUAGACCCACAAUCUGGAUCUUAUAUUAACAAGUCAAGUGGACAGAAACUUGCUCUCGAUGAUGCAUAUCAAAGAAAAUUGAUUAAUAAGCCAACAGUGUUAUCUUCUGCAAUACGCGAAGGUGCUGUUAUGGAAAACGGCAAAGUUAUAGACCCGCAAACUGGACGCGUUAUCUCCUUGAAGGAAGCAGUUGACAUUGGUUUAAUUGAUUCUGACUCAAAAACAAUUGUUGAUACUAAAACAGGAGAUGUGUUAUCUUUAAGUGAAGCAUUUGAUAAGAGAUUACUAGAUCAACAGGGCUUUGUUCAUCCUGAUAAAUCAAUCAAGAAAGAAACUCUCACAGAAUCUGUUGAUAAAGGACAUAUAAAGUUUGUUAAAGAGGACUUAAAUAUUAGUAAAAGGUGUGUGAAAGACACUCGUAGUGGGACAAUUAUUUCAGUGCCUCAAGCUAUCAAACAAGGAAUAAUUACAAGCAAUGGUGAUUUUGUUGAUACGUCAUCAGGCAGGAGAAUUUUGUUAAAGGCUGCAGCUGGACAAGGAUUUAUAGAUAAGGAUGUUGCUGAAGUUCUUUUGAAAGACAUAUCAAUGAAAGAUGCAAGUGGUCGUAACAUUUCUGUUCUCAAAGCCAUACAAAUAGGUUUGAUAACUCCAGAAAAUGCUGAAAUAAGAGAUCCAAGAUCAAGAAAGACAUUAAGUUUGCAACAAGCAGCAAAAGAAGGCAUUGUAUCAACAGAUGAUGCCAUAACUGUUUUAGAACUACUUAGUCCAAUCAUUGCUCAGACAACAGUCACAACACGUUUGCAGCCUGGUCAACAGGAAGCAGGAAUCCGCUCAAUAUCUGUAUCCGACGCUGUUGCUAGAGGUUUACUAAAUGAACAAACUGGAACAUUCCGUGACCCUAACACUGGUGCUUUAAUGCCUGUACAAACUGCAAUUGAACAAGGAUUAUUGAAAUUAACAUCAGAGUGGCCUUCCAAUGGGAUGAAUAUGGAUGAUACAGAUGGUGAAACAUCAAAGUCCGAUGUAGAUAGAUGGAUGAAAGAAAUUCACACAAACCCUGAAAUGACUGAACAAUUAAGAAAUACUGGAAAAGCUACUGUUGAAUCAAAAUUGAUGAAAAAACUCGGAGAUCAGAACUAUUCUUUUACUCAAACUGUUGUAACAAAACCAAAAAUAACUGAAAAUGUUGUGUCUGAAACUAAACAUUUUAAAGUGAAAUCUGUAGUAGAUCCAAGAACUAAAACUGAAAUUGGAGUUAAUGAAGCAAUACAUAGAGGACUUUUAGAUAUGAAUAAAGGGUUAUUUAUUCACCCAGUAACUGAUGAAAAAAUGUCAAUUGAAACUGCUCUCUCUAGGGGAUUUGUACGUGGUAUUGAAACAUCUGAACCAUCGGCCAAUACUUUAAAAGAAACAAAAUCAUUCUCAUUAACUGGUGUUAUACAUCCUAAAACAGGUAAAAAAAUAUCAAUAAGUCAAGCAGUGAAAGAAGGUAUUCUUAACUUGGAUAAAGGGCUUUAUAAUGGUGUAGAUAGCAGAGGAAAAAAGAUUGUAAUGAAAAUAAGUGAAGCUGUUGAUAAAGGACUUGUUAUCGCUGAUGACGAUAGUUCUAAAUCUGGUUCAAGUCAGUACUUACAGGAAACAAAAACUUACCAAUUAAAGAGUGUUAUAAACCCUAUUACGCGUGAAAGACUUGAAGUUGCAGAAGCAAUAAAACAAGGACUACUAGAUGAACAUAGAGGUAUUUACAAUCAUCCUCAAACUGGUGAAAGAUUAAGUAUUCCUGAAGCAAUAGAAAGAAAAUUGAUUGAUGCUGAGUUAAUGUCAGUAGUGUCUAAUGCCGAAGGUGAAGGAAGUAAAAUAAUAACCACAAAAAUGACAACGUUAAUGGUGAAGUUUGUGAUAGAUCCAAGAACUGGUGAAUCUAUUUCGGUUGGCAAAGCUCUUGAAGAAGGUAUUCUGGAUAGUUCCCUUGAAAGAUACACUAAUCCUGUAACAGGUGAAGUUCUAACAUUAAAUGAGGCAAUAGAUCGUAAGCUUGUCAUUGCUCAGCCUGCUGCCAUUGAAGGGUCAAGGUCAAGUUCUACAGAGAGUAUACAUAUAGAUGCUGAAGAAGAAAUUGUUGAAUCCAGUUUGACUGAAGAAAUCUCAUCAGAAACAGUGACUUUUAGUAUAAAUAGUGUAAUUGACCCAAGAACCAUGGAAAUGAUGUCAUAUGAUGAAGCAAUUAAAUAUGGUGUUCUUGAUAUAAACAAGGGAACAUAUAGGAACCCAAUGACUGGAGAAACUACACCUAUUACUGUAGCACUUGAAAAAGGAUUAAUUCAUGGUGAAGUUACCUGUAAAACUAGAGAGGAUGAUUUAAUGCACAGUAGUGUAGACACCGGUGGAUUGUCUUUCCCUGUGAAGAAAAUUACUUCUGUUGUUGAUCAGAGAGAUAAUAAUGAUAUUUCUCUAGACAAAGCUAUAAAAGAUGGAAUUAUAGACAUUGAAAAAGGAACUUAUUUUGAUGUUAAUACCAUCCAGAAUAUUCCAUUAGAACUCGCUCUCAAAAAGGGUUAUAUCAAACUUUCCAAAGCGACCGAUGCAGCUGAUAUUGAAAGAAUGAGAAAAGAAUCUGAGAGGAAAGAAUCUGAACGUGAAAAAAGACAUAUGUCAACAGAAAAUGGCUUAGAUACACAGGUUGAUAUGAAAAUGGAAAAAUUUGGUGUCACUAGUGAUAGUAAAGAAGAGAGUGUAUUUGCUGAUGAAGUUUUAAACUACAGAACUGAUAUUGAAAACCAUGCCGAUGAUAAAGAUGGUCGGGCACCAAUGGAAUUUCAUCAGCAACAAGGUGUUCGUACAUGGAAACAAAAAGAAAUGGCUGUAGUUGGCAAUAUUCCUGAGCCAGACAGUCCAAGAUCUGAAUCGCCUAUGGAACUUGAACACUUUGAAUUAACAGACGGAAUGUCUUUCCAGUCAGCAUUGAAACUUGGUCUUAUUGAUGUAAAAACAGGAAAAAUAAGAGAUCCAGAGACAGGUAGAUUUAUAUCUAUUAAUGAAGCAAUUGACAAAGACAUUAUUGAUCCAAAUAAACAUGCAAUGGUUGAUAUUCUUACUGGGAAAGAAUUGACAUUAAAACAAUGUAUGGAUAAGGGUGUUAUUGAUCCAAGAACUGGCAAAAUUAAUGAAAAGAAAGCAAAAGCAGAGAAAGUACAUCUGAGACCUGACGUUGAUGUUAAACAAACUAAAGGAACACCAUUGAACUUGUUAGACUGUGUAGCUUCAGGUUUAUAUGACUCUGAUACUGGUAUGUUUACAGAUCCGAAAACACAGAGAUCUUACACUCUGAGGGAAGCUAUUGCUCAAAACAUAGUAGAUGGAAAUUUAGUUUCAAUUCUUGAUCAGCAAACAGGUGAAAAAAUACCACUAGUUUCAGCAGUACGCCAAGAUCUAAUUGAUGGAGUAACUGCUGAAGUGAUAGUUUCCGAUAAAGAUGACCGAGUAUCUCUGUUACAAGCAAUACAACAAGGUCUUGUUGAAAAUAUGUUUGAUAAAGAAUCUGGUAUGUUGUAUGAUACAUUAACAGGCAAUGUUGUAAGUUUAGACAAAGCUCUUACUGAUGGUCAAAUAAGAUCAGAUGAAGCUAAAGUGAUAGACUCAAGUACAGGUGAAAUAGUAUCGCUCGAUGCUGCUAUGAGAAAAGGACUUGUAGAUGUAAGAACUGGGGCCGUUACUGACAAAGUAACUGGAAAGAAAAUGUCUCCACAAGAGGCUUUGAAAUUGGGAUUGCUGGCCGUAGUUGGUGCACCAGUACUUGCCGGUAAAGCAGUAUAUGAUGCCAUUAAAGAUCAGACUGAAAAAAGUCAAAGUCUUAAAUCACCACUUCAGAAAUCUCCUACAAGACUGAAGUCAGAUUCUGACAGCCCAAGAUCUCCACUGAGAAUUAAGUCUGAGACUGGUAGCCCUGUACAGCAAAGUCCUCCAAGACAUGUGAAUGGACAGACACCUAUGAAUGGCGAUGUAUAUCUUCCACAUACUGAGAAUUUCCAAGAACAAAUGAUGCAACCAAGGACAACAAUAGUGUAUGCUAAACCAGGUGACAUCAUUAGACCUUCACCACCGCAGCAGUUGUUCUCCGAAGUAUCACCUAGUGCUGAUGAGUACCACCCUGCAGACAGAUAUACUGGGCUUGCUAACAGUGAUAUUGUCCCUGGUGAACUACUAACAUCAACAACUACAAUCAAAGAAACAAGAGAAGAAACACUGAAUUUGCCAUCAACUUUAAAAGCCAAAGAUGUUAUUAUUGAUUGGUCAGCUGGGAAAGUUAUAAAAAGAGCUACAGGUGAGGUAAUGAGUGUGGCAGAAGCUGUACAGAAAGGCUUCAUUAAUUCUGAGACUGUGGAAAAGCUUGCAGAAACCGGCAUCAAGGAACGACCGGAUAUAGAUAUCGACUGGGAGAAGGGAACCAUUCAAGAUAAAGAAAGUAAAGUAACAAUGUCAAUUGAUGAAGCUGUUACACAACAAUAUAUUGAAAAAGACACAGGUGAUGUUCUGAAACUUAUAUGUGGAGAAUGGAAAGAAACUGAAGUUAGCCUGAAACAAGGAGGAGAUACACUAAUCACAAAACUAACAUCUGAUAUAAGAAAGGAAGAUGAAGAAGUCCAAUCUUCCAAAACCACUAAAUUAGUUUCAAGUUCGCCAGUUAGUGCAAGUACACCAAGAAAGAAAAUUAUGACUUUGAAUGAAUGCAUGAGAUCAGAAACAUUUGAUGCUUCCAGAUUUAUAGAAUCAAUUCAAACAGGUUCCUUAAACACUGAUGAAUCAUAUUUGGUGAAUCCACAAAGUGGACAAGUAAUCACACUUACUGAAGCAAUCCAGACAAAUGUAUUUGAUAUUAACACAGGGCACAUUGUAAAUAUUGACACUGAAGAAAGAUACAGUCUCAACGAAGCUUACAUUCAAGGUUUUAUCCCACCUCCAGGAGAGAGUAUUACAAGAACAAUGCAAUCAGGCUUCGUAACAAACCAUUUCCAAUACCUUGAUGAUCAAUCUGACAAACAUAUUCACACUGCUAUACAAACUAAUUUAAAAACAUCUUUAACUGAGCCAAUGGAAAAGCCAAAGGGUAUGACAUUUAGACAAGCUGUAGAAAGUGGCCUUGUUGAUGAAGAUGCUGGAACCUUUUGUAAUCCAAUGAAUGGUGAUAUUAUGUCAAUUGCAAUGGCAAUAGAAUAUGGUUGGAUUUCUGAAUCUGGAGAAACUGUUAGAAUUGCACCAGAAAGAAAGUAUGAGAAAACAAUAGUAGUAAACCAAACGGCACCUUCAGAUGAAUUGAAAAGAUUAUCAUUUACACAAGCUUUGGACCAAGGGUUUAUUGACCUAGGCAAAAGCCAGUACACUGAGCCAACUACGGGGAAUAGAAUGUCUAUUCUAGAUGCCAUAAGAGGUCAGAUAUUGGAUACAACAACGGAAGAAGAAACUUUUGUUACAGAAAAUAUGACUUUGAAUUCAGCUUUAGAGUCUGGGGCAUUUGAUGAAACAACUGGUUUGUUUACAGAAACAAAAACUGGCCAGAAACUCACUCUUGCUGAAGCAUUGACAAGAGGUCAUAUAGAUGGAGACUCAUCUAUGUAUGAUGUGGAAUCUGGUAAAAUAUACACUUUAAAUGAAGCAAUUGCAAAAGGAAAAAUAGACGCUGUAACAGGUCAGUACAUAGAAACAUCCUCAAAGAAAAGUUCACUGAAGACCGCAGCGAAGAAAGGUUUUAUUGCUUUAAUAGGAGCACCUUACCUUGCUGUCAAAGCUGCAACAGGAAAAAGAACUUCACCUGAUGAUUCUGUAGAUAUGAGCACUUUGAAAAGAAAAGAUAAGUCUGAAACUAGAGAUGGGAAGAAAUGUACUACAAUGGAUGAACCAGUAACAAUUGAAGCUACAAAGUUCAGUGUUCUAGGUCCAACAACUCUUGAAGUUACUCAGGUCAGAGAGUUAACGUCUGUAACUGCUAAAGACUCGGACAUGAUGAACUUCAUGGAAGCUGUUUCCAGUGGAUAUUUGAACCCAGAUACUGGCAUGUUCCAAAAUCCAGAUACUGGCUUGUACAUGAAUUUACAAAAAGCUGUGCAAGCUGGACAUAUUCAUCCUGAUUCUGUGAAAAUAAAAGCAAAAUCUGGGAAAUUUGUCAAUUUACAAGAGGCAUUAGAUACAGGUGCAAUAGAUAACACUGGCCACGCCCUUCAAGAUGGUGAAUACAAAAAUCUUGAAGACAUGUUACAAGAUGGUAAACUACAAGAGACAAUUCCUGAAGUACAUGCAGCAUCCAGUUUAGUGAUGAAAACCACUGACAAGAUUAAUGUUGAAUCGGUGUUAGACCCUAGGAAUAACAUUCUUUGUAGUCUCAGUAUGGCCCUUGAUUCAGGUUUAAUUAAUCCACAUGAUGGUACAUACACAAACCCCAAAACUGGAGAAGUGCUAAAUAUAUUGGAAGCUGUAAAUUUUGGAUACAUCCAGGGUCAAGUUAUUGACAGCAUUACAAUGAAGGAAGGGUUAUCAAAAGAAGGCUUUAAUGCAGAAGUGACAUUUUCUGAAAAGAAAAAGGUUAAAGUAGCAGCUGUAUUAGAUACAGAAACAGGAGAUAAACUGUCACUGCAUGAAGCAAUAAGAAAAGGAAUAAUUGAUGAGUCGGAAGGAAAGUAUAGAGAUGUGAAAACGGGUCAAAGUAUGGCAAUUCUUGAUGCUAUGGACCAGAAUUAUGUGACUGCUAGUGAAAUUGAUGCUAAUAUGGAAACAUCAGAGAGUUACAGGAAAACGUCAGAGAAUACUUUCACUCAGACAAAGUCUUUAGAUAUCACAACUGUAAUUGACCCAUAUACAAAUGAAGAGAUGUCGAUUCCCUUAGCUGUAGAAAAAGGGGUCUUAAAUAUUGAAGCUGGUAUCUUAAGAAAUACAAGAACUGGAACUGAAAUGACAAUAUCUGAUGCCAUAAAGAAAGGAUAUGUGAAAGGGUCACAGACUUCUAGAAAAAGUGGAAUCUUUUCUGACACUUUGCCCAAACGGUAUGUGCAUGAAAAAGAAACUGUUCAUCUGAAAUCUGUAUAUGAUCAAGAUCAAGGGAGAUUUAUACCUGUUAAACAAGCCAUCCAGAAGGGGAUUAUUGACGAAACUAUGGGUUUAUACAUAUUAGAAGAUGGUUCUACAAUGCCAAUUAGUAGGGCUAUUGAUGAAAGACUUAUACAGGUUGGUGAUAGUGAUUCCCACGGUGAUGAGCCUGGGUUUAUCCAGGAAAAGAAGUCUUACACGAUCCAAACGGUACUUGAUCCUUCCACAGGUAAAAGAAUAACACCAUCAGUAGCAAUAGAUAAAGGGUUACUUAAUCUAUCUGCAGGGAUUUUUUAUAACUCUGUGACUAGGGAAGAACUCACCAUUCCUGAAGCUGUAAGCAGAGGCUAUGUUGAGGCAGAUACAACUUCUCAUCUUUCACCAUCAAUGCCAGUUUUGAAACCUACAAGUGUUCAAGUGGAAAUGGGCAGAAAAUCAUUUACUGUGAAGUCAGUUUUGGACCCUAGAACAAAAGAAGAAAUGUCUGUAACAGAAGCUGUGUCACAAGGUGUUUUAGACCAAUCUAUGUGUAAGUACCUGGAUAAAAGGACAGGGCAGACGCUUUCGCUAAGAGAUGCAAUACAGAGAGGACUUGUUAUUUGUGAAGAGGUAAAAGAUUUUCCCAUUAAGACAGAUGUUUAUAUGGAAAGUAUAACAGUGAAAUCAAUCAUAGACCCUUUAAGUGGAAAGGAGUAUGGAUUGCAAAAAGCUGUGCAAAAAGGUUUAUUUGAUCCAGAUAGAGGUUUAGUACAUAACAGACUGUCUGACAAGAUGAUAACAUUAGAUGAUGCUGUUAAGUUAGGUUUGGCAAGAGUAGAACAACGGUCAGGAGUAACAGAAGAGGAGAUUGUGAAAGGAAUAAUUGUUGAGAAGGUUAUAGAUCCAAUGACAGGACAGGAUCUUACUGUAAAUGAAGCAAAAAGGAGAGGAAUUCUUGAUUCUGAUUCCGGUCAUUAUGUUGAUCACAAAACCCACACAAAAAUAAGUGUGGAGGAGGCACUUGAAACUGAAUUAAUCAAAGGUAGAAAAACAUAUGGAUCUACAGGAAAAUUGGAAAGAGACAAGAAAGAUCAAAAGCAGAUAGUAAUAUCACAAGUUUUGGACACUAGAACUGGAGCCGAGGUUACUGUAGAUGAAGCAGUACGUAAAGGACUCAUUAACAAAGAAGUAACUACAUAUAUUGAUCCAAGGACUGGUAAGAAGUUUCUGAUAGAAGAUGCAAUGAAAAAAGGUCUUGUUUCUGGUACAGUCUCUGUAACUGAAGCAUCAAAGACUAAAGUCAGCUCACCAACAACAAGUAUAACCUAUGAUAUAGUAAGUGUUACUAAUACAGCCACUCGGGAGAAAAUGACUGUUACUAAGGCAAUGAAGGAAGGUAUCUUGGCACCAUCUGGAAUGUUUGUUGAUACAAAGAGUGGUAGAGUGAUGCCUGUGUCAGAUGCUAUUAGAGAAGGUUUAGUUGAUACAAAAAUACAAGAAGACAAAAAGAAACACCACAAGUAUGAUAAGUUUUAUAAAAUAGUUGCACCAGGUACAGAACUCCAUGUCAUAACAUUCACACAAGCAUUAAAAAACAAUUUCAUCAAUGGUGUUGAAGGAACAUUUACAAAUCCUUUCAAUGGUAAAUAUAUGUCAGUUGAUGAGGCAAUUCUUUCAGAAGUUCUAGUGUCAGAUGAAGGAAAACCAUUCAAAUACAAAGCACCAAAGAAAGGGGAUACAAGCUGCUCAUUUCAAAAUGCGUUUAAAAGUGGACUUAUUGAUCUACAAACUGGACUGUUCUGGGAUGCUAAAAAAGGAAAAUCAUAUGAAGUUGAGGAAGCAUUAAAGAAAGGAACUCUAUGUCCAUUGUCUACUUCUACUUUAAAUAGUGAAAAUCUAGUUCUGCAUGGAGCAGGAGAACAUGAAAAGCCUAUACAACAAUUAAAAACUGUUACUGAACAUAAUACAGAAAUAAAGCCUAUAUAUAAAGAAUCAGUUGAACAUAAUGCAGAAAUUAAGCCUAUAUAUAAGGAAUCAAGUGAGACAGAAAAAGUUAUUGUGAUAAAACAUGAUUCACCUUCGCCAAUAAAUGAGGAGGCCGGUAUGGUUGAUAUAGCUACAGUCUUAGACACUGCCUCUGGGGAAAAAUUAAAUGUUUCUAAGGCAAUGAAAAGGGGUAUUCUUGCACCGUCUGGAAUGUUUGUUGAUACAAAAAAUGGACGAGUCAUGCCUGUUACAGAAGCCAUUGAAGAAGGGUUUGUUGAAACAGAGAAAGGAGAUAAGAAAAAGCAUCACAAACAUGAUAAGUUUUAUAAUAUUGUUGCACCAGGCACGGAACUCCAUGUCAUAACAUUCACACAAGCAUUGAAAAACAAUUUCAUCAAUGGUGUUGAAGGAACAUUUACAAAUCCUUUCAAUGGUAAAUAUAUGUCAGUUGAUGAGGCAAUUCUGUCAGAAGUUCUAGUAUCUGAUGAAGGAAAACCAUUCAAAUACAAGGCACCAAAGAAAGAUAGAGUAAGUUAUACUUUUCAACAAGCAUUUAAAAGUGGACUUAUUGAUCCACACACAGGGCUUUUUUGGGAUGUAAAGAAAGGAAAAUCAUAUGAAGUAGAGGAAGCAUUGAAGAAAGGAUAUCUCUCUCCACUUACAAAUUCACCAGGAGAUGUUGGUGGGUCUGUCUUUAUCGUUAAAGGUGGUAUUGUUAAACCUUUAACUACAUCCCAAAUUGUAAUUGAAGAAGAAUUGGCAGCUUCACCCUGUGGAAAAGAAAGAAAUGUGUACAAAAUGGAAACUGCUAUGGAAGGAAAUGUAGUUACAUCAAUUACUACAAAAGAAGAUCUAGAUAUGGUUGAUACAGCUAUAAACGGGCAUUAUAAUCAAUUAGAAAACAACACGGAACCAAUACUUUAUCGCUCCUCAAGUCCUGAUGCUCUCGACAAGUUAACUAUUGAAAAGCAUUCUCUAAUGGAUGAAUCAGAAACAUCUGAUAUGCCUAUUACCCUGACGGAAGCUAUAACUGCUGGCCUUGUAGAUAACACAACUGGAGAAUACAUAGAUCCUGGUACAGGUGAUGUACUGUCUGUAGAUGAAGCAGUGAUUUGUGGAUUUUUAGAAAUGGAUAGACCAGAACAUACUUCAAAUGUAAUGGUUGAAGAAAAUAUUAAGUCACCAAUAUCCAUAACAGAGGCAUUAGCUGAGGGAAGUAUUGACACAGAAACAGGAAGAUUUACUUGUCCAUCUGGUGAUAAAAUAUCUCUUCAAAAAGCUAUACAGUUUGGAUAUGUUCAAGCCAAAUUGUCUGAUGAUGAUAAUGAUGAUGCAGAUGAUGAGGAAAGUGAAAUGGAUACAAGUCCUUCAAAACAGCCAGUUGACCAAUAUGUUACCAUUUCAAUAGGAGCACCAUUUUCACCUAAGCACAAAGAAGUAUUCAGAGAAGGAAAGAUGAUAUCUAAAACUGCAACAGAAGUUGUUGUUUCUGAAGGAUCUACUUCCUACAUUACCAGACCUGGAUUUUUCAUUGACUCCACUGGAAAGGUUGUUAAUUCAGUCACUGGUGAAAGGAUGUCCAUUCAAGAUGCAAUGCUUAGUGGGAUAGCAGACAUAGAAGCCACAGAAGGCAGUGGGCAAGUGAAAUUGGUUGGCUCUCACUUUGUGCCCCCAAGCUUGGAUGUGGUAGAUACUGAGUCUGUGAAUAUUUCCCAGUCUGUCUCCUUGGCAUUAUUAGAUGUCAUUGACCCUCAGUUCUUGAAGGGCAAUUCUCAGUUGCUAGGUGAUGGUUCAUCUGUUCCUGGUGAUGGCAAGGACACUUUAAUAUCUGUAAAUUCUUUAGAUCAAAGUUUUGAUUCAUGUGAUGGUGUUAAGUCUUUAAAACCAGUUUCAGAUCUUGACACAAGCUUUACUGAUUCCGUUAAUUCCAUUCCUGUUAAAAAUAAAGUUCUUAAAGUCGCAAAUGGAUGCGAAAUAAACUUAGGGAAGUAUAUGUUACCUGGACAUUCUGAUUCAGACUCUGAUGAUGACAGUAAAAAAAUAGAUUUUACAAAAACUGAAGUUGUAAUGUACACUGAGAGCUUAGUGGAAGAAUUUUGGGAUAGUUCAAAAGAAAAAUGGAUUCAUCCAAGAACUGGUCAAUUCAUACAUAUGCAAGAAGCUAUUGAUUGUGGUAUACUCUGUCCAGAGGUCAUACAGGUUAAACAGGCCAAUGGUCAAACAUUAAAUUUACAGAAAGCUAUAAACUCCGGACAAAUUAAUGUCCAUACUGGUAAAACUAUCAAUUUAAAGACUGCUCUCACCUGGCCAUUUCAUGUUGCUAUUGCUAAAGGUCUUAUUAAGAUAAAUGACAAUGAACCUAUGGAAAAAUGUGACAUGUACACUGAGCUUGGACCUGGACUUGUCACACUAAUAGCGCGUAAAGAAGUACUUAGGGAUACCAAAGUCUUAGAUAAAAGACUUGACCAGUGGAAAGACAUUCCAAAAUCAGUAGAUGCCUUCAUAUUUGAUACAGAAUGGGGAAAAGUAAAAGAUAAUAUGACUGGUAAAUGGUUAUCAUGGGAUGAAGCCAAACUAGCAGGAUUAAGUCUUGAUCCAAGAGUUGGUGAGCAAAGCUCUGUUUCGGAAGAAGAAAUUAUUCAGUUGUCAGAGGUAGACAAACAUAUUGUGAAUUUGACUGAAAUGGUGGAUGAGAAAGGGUCGAAAGAAUAUGGAGGUCAUAUACUAUUUAAUCAAAACCCAUCUAAAACUGUAACAAGUCGUAGACCGUCUGUUGAUUUUAAUGAAAAACAAUUGCCCAAAAUAGCACAAAGAAGAUGUAGCUUAGCUACUGAGACAAAAGCUCAAACUGCCACCUUUCCAAUCAUGUUAGAUGAAGCAAUCAAGCAAAAGCUGUAUAACCCAGUGACAAAUAAACUCCAUAAUCCAUCAACCAAUGCUGAUGUUCCAUUGGAAAUUGCCCUACAGAAAGGACUUAUUAAUCCAGAGUCAUUAAUUAGAGAUCCUGUUAGUAGAGAUAUUCUGUCACUCCAUGAGGCAAUUGAUAAGAGAAUUAUUGAUUUAGAAUCUGGGAAAAUGAUUGAUGCAAAUGAACAAGCAAUAGCAUUAAAUUUUGCUUUUAACACUGGACUUAUUAUGAGGUCGCAGUCCCCUUUAAAGUUGUCAAUGUCAGAAAUAUUAGAUGAAGGUUUGUUUGAUGAAGAAUUAGGGACAUUUUUAAAUCCGGAUACAAAUCAAGAAAUAACAUUUGGAGAAGCGGUGAAUACUGGGUUGUUAGAUAAAGAACUGGUUAGAGUAAGAAAUACUGAAACAGGGAAAGUUGUUAAGUUUGAUGAAGCUUUAGAAAAUGGUUUAAUUUAUUUUGACUCUGGCAUAUGUGUUGACAUUGCAAAUAAAGAAAAGAUUCAAAUUCCAGAUAGUAUAGAAAGGGGCGUUCUUAUAGACAUAGCUAAUCAGCCUAAAAUGAGCUUGCAAAAUGCUAUUGAAGAAGAAGUUUUUCAAUUUGCAUCAGGUACAUUUCGUGAUAAUGAUUUGGGUAUAGAUGUCUGCUUAGGUGAUGCGAUAGAAAGUGGGCUUUUAGAUUCUGACUCAGUACUAGUCAGAGAUCCAAAGUCAUUGACUGUUUUGACUAUUGAUGCAGCAAUGGCAGAAGGCAUAGUAAAUCCAGUGACUGGCUGGUAUUCAAAUAAUUGUAUAGAAAUGGGGUUUGGUGAUGCAGUUGAAAAAGGACUGGUUCUUUAUAAUGCCUCACAUGGUGUUUUGCCAUGUAGUGUCCUAGAGGCUAUCAGAUUUAAUAUAUAUGAUCCCAAAGGUAGAACUUUUAUUGAUCCAAAAACUGGUGAAGUUCUCACCCUAGAAAAAGCUAUAGAAACAAAUUUAAUUGAUCCCAGAAGGACUAUGGUCAAAGACACAUCUACUGGUCGAUUCUUAUCAUUAACAAAUGCAGAAUAUUUAGGGUUAGUUGAUAUGAAAAGAUCUGAAAUAACAAAUUUGAAAGAAAAUGAACAAUUUGAGCUCAAGAUAGCAAAGGAGACUGGUCUUCUUAGACGUUCUGCUAGUGAAGAAUGUCUCACUUUGAAAACUGCAAUAAAAAAGGGUUUAGUUGACGAGAGUGGUAAAGUACAGGACACUCUAUCAAAAAAGAAAAUCAAUCUACCUGACGCAAUAUUAGUUAGAAUCAUAGACCAUACUCCAACACUGGUUAAAGAUGUUAAAAAGGACAGUUUUAUCCCCCUACUUGAUGCUAUUAAAAAGGGUCUUAUUGAUGGGGAAUCAGGUACAUUUAUUGAUACAGAAACUAACAAAACAAUGACUUUACUGGAUGCAACUGAAACUGGCAAUAUUAUUGAAGUCCCUGCCCCAGGUUUAACACUUGCCGAAAUUGUCCAACAUGGACUAUAUAAGGAAGAUAUAGGUCGUUUUCUGGAUGUGAGAACUGGAAAGAUGAUUAACUUACAAGAAGGAAUUGAACAAAAGUUAAUUGAUCCAAGCAGACCACAGGUUGUUGUCCCUGGAUUAGGAUUGUUUACAUUGAAAGAAGCAUUUGAAUAUGGAUACUUAGAUGAUACAUUAGGUUCUUACAUAGUGGGAGGUAGAGCUAUUUCCCUCACUGAAGCAGUUGACAAAUUUUUGGUUGUUACGGUAGGAAGUAAGAGAAGGAAUAAAUCAAUGUCUGAAUCAUAUUGUGAAGAUACUGAGGAUGGUAAAACUUGGAAUGAUUUACUUGUCAAACAUCCAAGUGAUAGAGUGUUCAUGUCGGUUGAAGAGGCAGUAGAUCAUGGCUAUAUUGACAUACAAACAGAGUCAUUCUGCGAUCCAAAUACAGGAAUGGUUAUACCAGUAAAUGAUGCAAUCAAAAGGGGAGAAAUUGUUGAUGCUAGGAACCCUAAAUUUGGAUUAGCUUCUGCAUUUAGUCAUGGAAUAUUUGAUCCAAUUAAUAGCACUAUUUUAGAUCCCAGAAAUGAUAAAGAAAUAUCUUUAAAUGAAGCCAUUAAGUCUGGUCUGAUUGAUACUUGUAGAACAAGAGUAAAAGAUUUGGAAACAGGUCAUUUUAUUCCGUUAAAACAAGCAUUAAAGAAAGGUAUUGUUAGUAGUAAGACCGGGUCACUUCUUGAGAAGAGACAGAAGAAGUCUUUUCCAGUAGAGUUUGCUGUAAGGGAAAAGAUGAUAGUUGACUUUACGAAAUCAAACUUUACAGUACCAGAAGGUAUUGAAUUUGGCAUGAUAACACAUGAUGGUUUAAUGGUUGAAGACUUAAACUCUGGUAACUAUCUCUCAUUUGAUGAUGCAGUUGAUAGAGGUAUUAUUGACAUCCAUAACACAUCAGUCAAGCAAACGGAGGAUGCAAGAGAAAUAACGUUAGCUGAGGCCAUUGAGCAAAAUGUAGUGGAUGAAAAUAGGGGUCAAUUAAAAUUGAAAACUGGAAGAAGAAUGUCACUUGCAGAGGCUGUCUCUAAAAGUUAUAUUCAGGAGCGAAAAGAAGUUGAAUUCUUCAUAGAUAGUGAGAGUGAACUAACAAUGGAGGGAAGCUUGACUGUGCCAUCAGAACCAGAGACAGAAAUAUCUUUAAAUAGGGUAUUAAGUGCAUUGUAUAAAGCAGACUCUGUAAGUAGUUUCGGUGAAAGUAGAAGUGAUUCUGUAAGCAGUCCAAUUAGGUUUGAUGAAGCACUAAAGUUUGGAUUCCUUGAUCUUGAAAAUGGGGAAUUUACUGAUUAUCUCACAGACCGUAAAAUGAGUAUAUCACAAGCAGUAGAGGAGGGCAGAUUGAGUGUAAAGAAAGUUACAUUUUAUGAUGAAGAUAAUAAAUUGACAGUACCAUUAAAGUUUGCAUUAGAAAAGAACUUAUUAUUUCAAGCUUCAAAAAAUGAUGAUAAAGUCAGUGGAUUCAAUGGUUUACAGAACAAAAAAGGAAUUACAUUCCAGGAUGCAUUAAAUAGGGGUUUGUUAAUGAUGCAGACAACAGUGCAAAAUAAUGUUGACUUUGAUGCAUUAAGUGUUAAAAGCGACACUUUUUCUGAAAUGGUUGUUAAGAAUAAACAGUUAGACUGGUUGUCUUCCACCAAAGCUGUUUCAUCAUCUCUUGAUUCAUUAAUCCAGAAUGUUAAAGAAGACCAGUCUGGGUUUAGAGUUGGAAGUUUAUUUGAUGCCAUUGAAAAAGGGCUGUAUGAUAAGAAGAGAGGCUUAAUAACUGAUAAUUUCUCUAAUAAGUCAAUGAAAAUAAAGGAAGCUGUAGAUUCAGGGCUUAUUAAUUCAAAAGCUAAGGAAAUUGUUGAUCCAAGAUCAGGUGAACGUAUAAGCCUUGAAGAAGCAGUAGAACAGAAUAUUAUAGAUGCUGACAAGGGAAUGUACAAAAACCCAAUAACAAACAUUGAAGUGUCCUUAGAAUCUGCCAAAGAUGCAGAAUUUAUUGUCAAAAGUGAAGAUCUUUUACAUUCCAAAAGCUCAGUAGAAAUAUAUGUAGAAGAAAUUUUAUCAAAUGAAGAGACAAGAGGCAAAAACAAGUUACAAGAUGCCUUUUCUACUGGUGUUUUGAAUAGAUCUAAGUCACAAGUGAUUGACCCAGAUACUGUGAAGCCAAUUACUAUUAGAAGAGCUGGAAGCUUGGGCAUGAUUGAUGUGAAAACUGGAGAAUUUAAAAACCAUCAAACUGGGGAGUCUUGCUCAUUAGCUGAUGCUGUGCAAAAAGGGUACAUACUGAGUCCAAAGGGUUUAAGUCUUUAUAGUGCUGUAAAUCAGGGCCUAUAUUGCGAAGAAAAGGGACUAUUCAAAGAUCCUGGAUCAGGAAAGGAGUUAACUCUUUCUGAAAUGAUAAAUAAUGAUAUAAUCACUGAUGGAUGUAUGGAAAUAAGGGAUAUUUCUCAUGAAGGAUCUCUUGUGAAAAUGAAAGAAGCAAUAAAAAGAGGUAUAAUUGAUGCUGAAAAGGGAGAAUAUGUCUCUAAAAAUUUGAAAUUGAAUUUCAAGGAGGCUAUGUCAGCAGGAUUAAUUAUAAGUAAUAUUCCAAGGGAGGGUCUGCGUGAAAGUAGUAACAACGUUCAAACAUUGAUUGGAACUAAACCAGAUCAGAUUUGGAAAGAAAGAAUACCACACAGAGAAAUGCUCAAAGAUGGCCCUGUUGUUAAUUGUCUUGCUAAGGGUGUGAAGAAAUCUGAAGACAAGGUAACUAGCUCAACAUCUAGCAUGGAAACCAACUCUUCUGGAUAUGAGACAAAUGUUUCUCAACCAUUGAACUACCAGGAAGAUGAUUUGAAAUUUGCAGUUGAAAUAGAUCAGUUGAAGUCCAAACAAGUUUAUCUUGAUGUCAAAGAUGACGUUAUUACAGAUCUUACUAAGCCUAAAGAAGAAAACUUUUCAGUAAAAAUAAACAAAAAUGAGGUAAAUGAAAUGAAAAAUGGUGAAAGUCCACCAUGUACUGAAAACAGUGAUAACAAAAACUUAAACAAACUUGUAGCUAAAAAGUCAAAAGUACUAAAAGAUAUUGAAAGUAAACAUAAUGCUAAUGAGACAAUGCCAAAAGAUUCAGACACAUUGAAAAAUAGUGAACAAUCUGAACAUCUACAAACACCAACAGAACUAAGCAAUUUCCCAAAUGAUUCUGACAAACUUAGUAAAGAAAGUAAUGUACAAAAUGAGAAAUAUAGCAAAGGCAAGGACAAUUCUAAUAAAGAUAAGGAAAAUGCUAUUAAAGAUCGGGCAGAAGAUGAUAUAAUAGAAAACAUCAAUAAUUUUCAUGAUAACAACAAGUCUGAGACUGACAAAUUAAUAAGAAAUCUUAAAAUAUCACAAGUUUGUAAUGUAGAUCAGGAAAUGAACUUGCCAUCACCAGUCCAAGGUCUUAAAUCAGUUGUCUCCCCUGUGAGGUCUACAGAGUUCACCUUCCAUGCUGGUCUCCCACAGUCUGUGAUUGAAGAACGCCAGCAACUGUCUGACUCGUAUGACAAGUUGGUACAAGAUCUGCACAAUGAACUCAACUGGGUGUCCGAUGUUGAACAACUACUUAAAGAUGACCAGCCAGUCAGUGAAGAGGCAUACAAAGCACAAAGUCAGAGAGAAGCUUUGAAGGCACUUCAUGAUGAUGUAUUACAACAUCAGCAGCCAAUCAGAUCACUUGUUUAUCAGUCCGAGCAGCUGGUUGAACACCAUCAAGAGGAGCUAACUCCAGAACAAGUUACAGAGUUACAGAACCUUGAAUCCCAGAUCAAAACUGCAUUUGCAAAGGUACAAAAAACAUGUGAAUCUCGUGUAAAACAUCUUUCGGCUGCCACAGAUGAGCUCACAAAGUUUGAAACAGAGUUACACAAAUUUAACAAAUGGCUCGAGGUAACAGAGAAAGAGCUAGAGAGACAAACAGAAGCAGUUGAGGUGUUUGACAACAUCAGUCGUGUGAAGGAACAACAUAAGGACUUACAGUCUGAUAUUGUUGCCCAUGCUGCUGACUUACGAUAUCUGUCUUAUCCAGUGAAAAACUACAUGGAAGAAUCAAAGGCACAUAAACUUGAACUUGAUGCUUACAAAGCUGACAGACAGAAGCCAAGUAGAUUGAGUAGAACAAGUUGGAUUGCUAUGGAUAACAAGGAGGUUGAAGUAGUGCUUGAGAAACAGAAGGAGGCUGACAAAGAAUAUCAUGAUCUCAAAGCUAAGUGCAAUAAGUUUGGUGACAAGUUGUCUCAUUUGGUCAGCAAGCAGAAAGCUUUUAAUGACUCCACAUGGACAAUGUUGUCCUGGUUGACAGAUACUGAAGAGAAAUUGAGUCUAACAAGGCAAGAAGCUUCUGCACCUGAACCAGAGGCGCUAAGAGACCAUCUUGAGAAAAUGAAAACAUUGGGUAACGAUGCCAUUGCCCAUAAAAAUCAGAUGGCUGAACUUGAAAAGUGUGGUAGAGAGGUUAUAGGUCAGAUGAGAGAGUUAGGUAUAGGAGGUGAACAGGUGGAAAAAAUUCAAGAAAUUAUUAAUGAUAUUUCAGAUCGUCAUGAAAGUGUCUCAGAAGAAAUUAAUGAGCGUGCCAACGAUCUGCAAACCGCAGUCACAAAAUCUCAAGGUGUUCAGGAUGCUGUUGAUCAACUACUUACAUGGUUGAAGGAGACAGAUCGUAAACUUGAACAGCAGAAACCUGUAAGUCUGAACCAGGAUAAGUUAAAUGAACAAGCACAACAGUUAAGCAUUAUUGAAACUGAUAUAGAAAGUCAUAAGCCUAGUGUAGACUCAGUGAAACAAGCAGCUAGUGAACUCAUUAAAACAUGUGAUCUUGAUAUGGCUAAAUCUCUUGAAGGAAAGAUUAGUGAUAUUGGUUCGAAAUUUCUGGAUGUACAAAAGAAAUGUAGAGCAACCUCUAGAGAAGCUAGGGACGUUGCAGAAAAAUUGGAUAAGUUUAAUGAUAAUCUAGAUCUACUUAAAACAUGGGUUCAGGUAAAUUCUGAAGGGCUAGAAUCAUCUGAAUGGAAUAAGAGACCUAUUGAUCAGUUGAAAUUGAAGGUAGAUGGGGUAAAAAUGGAAAAAGAACGCCAGCUGCAAGCAUUGGAACAGUUACAGUCUCUUGGACAUGAGCUUGUUGAAGAUCCAAGAACAGGCGAUACUGCAGCCAUUAAAAUGGCUUUGUCUAAUAUUGAUGCAGGAUGGACAAGGUUUGAGGAAUGUCUAACCGAACGAGACUCUGAAGCAAGCUUGAAAGAAAGCAAAGAAAGUGAUUAUGAGAGAAUAAAACAGGAAGUGGUUCGUUGGUUGACUGGUAUGGAGACUGAUGUUGAUUCAUUUGAACCAGUCGCUGUUGACAUGGAUGUUGUUGCUAAACAAAUUGAAGAAUUACAGCCCAUGAUUCAAGAAUACUACGAGUUCUCACCAAAAAUGGAUGAGUUGAAUGAAGUAGGUCAGGUGUAUGAAGCCAUUCAAUCUGGAGACUCGAGACCUAAGAGCCCAAUGAGAUUCAGAAGCAGACGUAUCAGUAGUAUGAUGUCGCCACGGUUACGAAGCCCUUCACCUACAAUGGGUCAGUUUUCUUUCACCAAUGAUAUUACAAGCCCGAUGUCAGCAUCGAGUGAUUCUAGUGGUGUUGGGAGUAGAAAAAGCAGCUCUGAUUUCCUACAUUUAGACGACUUAUCAGAGACACAGCAGGAUUUGGUAGACAUGAACCAGCGGUACGAGAUGCUGGAAGAACGUCUUCUUGAUCGACAACAGGAGCUGCAAGGCAUGCUGGGAAGUGUGAAAUCUUUCUUGCAAGACUUGGCCGACAUUUUGAGCUGGUUGGAUGUAAAAGAGAAAGAUCUUGAAGGCUCUGUUGCUAUAGCAACCAGUGAAAAAGAAGCCAAAAGGAGGCUUAAGGAACAUGAGAGAGGCCAUGCUGAGGUGUUGAGUAAAGAGACCUUGGUUGAUGACAUCAGAAAGAAAGGCCAGGAUUUAAUGAAGCGUAAACGUGGAGUACCUGGUAUAGAUAUGGUCCAACAGCAACUUGUUGACCUAGAUGAGAAAUGGUUGGGUGUAAAGGUAUCGUCAGAACAGCAGAGAAAGUUGUUAGAGGAUAUUGUAGCUGACCUGAAGACAUACAAAGAUGCCGGUGUUCAUCUACAGAAGUGGAUUGCACAGAAAGAGAAGAUGGUAGCCGUACUUGGUCCAGUGGCUACAGAACCUUCAAUGAUUAAAAACCAGCUUGAGCAAGUCAAGGUGUUACAAGAAGAACUCCGAGGCCAGGAACCACUGUACGACAAAUUCAUCCAGUCAGGAAAUGCUGUACAUGACAAAUAUCCAGAAUCUAAAGAUGCUGCUCACAUCACUGAAAAAAUGACAGCCAUUAGUAAAAUGUGGGAAAGAUUGAGUGACAAACUCUCCGAACGUGAAAAGAGCUUAAACUCGGUCGAAGGUCUCAGUCAAGAGUUCAGUGAUACUCUACAAGAUCUAAGUGGUUGGAUGUCGGACUAUAUGACCACAUUAGAUAACCUUCCACCUGUCACUACAACUCCAGAAAAACAUGUAGAGCAUUUGAGAGAAAUAAAGGAACUAGAAGCAGAAAGAAAGAGGCAGAUACCAUUGUUGGAGAAAACCAAAGAACUUGCUAAGAAACUUAGUGACAACACCAAAGAUGCCAACACAAAAUUUGAAAUAAAAAAUAAAAUCGCCAGUGUAGAGAAACCAAUGGUUGAGGCAGAGAAGAAGUUGCAGAUGAGGAGUAAUGAGGUGUCUAAGAUGAGCGAGCAGGGCGACAAGUUCCGAGGCUCAUGCCAGGACCUCAUGGCUCUUCUAGAAGACCUUAAAGACAAACAAGCACAUAUGGAGCCCCUGUCUGGUGAUGCCAACAUCCUGAAGAAACAGGCACAACAAAAUAAGGACUUCUUGAGAGAUUUGAACAACUUGGCACCAGAAAUCAAAGAUGUUGCUGACAAAGCAAAGCAGUUUGGAUCCAGCUCCUCCCCUGCCAUGAAAUCAUUGGUUGAUACUGUGAAAACCAUUCAGGAUCAAUGGGAGGGGCUAAGAGAUGCAGCCAAUGACAGGGAGGAUCAGCUUGAGACCAGUCUGAAACAUGCCCAGAAUUUCCAGGCUCAACUUGACAAGAUGGGACUGUGGUUACAGCUGACUGAGGAUAAAAUGGACGGUUUGACACCAGACACAACCGAUCAAGAUAGCGUUGCCAAGAAACUGAAGGAGGCCCAGGCUCUACGUGGAGAUGUCCUCAAAUUCUCCUAUGAUCAGGAGUUGUUGAAUCGUGAGGGGCAGUCUCUGAUGGACGCUGUUGAAAGUGAUAAAGGUUUGGUGAAAGUUAGACUGGAGGACUUAAACCAGAGAUGGGAUAAUAUAAAUGAAGGCCUAGGUGAACGCAUCCAGAGUUUGGAAGACCUUAGUGGUAAACUUACUGACUUUGAUGAAUGCACUAGAGAUUUGAACUCAACACUGAAAAAACUUGAGGACAAGCUAGAGUCCCAUAACAGACUGGGCUCGUCUGCCAAGGACCCAAAACACCAGGAUAAAAUUAGGAGUCUUCAAGAUGAUGUCAAAGCCUUGAACUCCCAGCUUGAUUAUGUGGAGGGGGUCUUGCAGGGUAUGGAUGAUGGUGAGGGUGGCCUGCCCGCUGGCAAGGUACGAGAGGUACAAAACGCAAAACAGAAACAAGCUGACCUUCAGCAUCAGUUACAGGAGUUGAUACAAGACAUGGAGGCGGGCACUCAAAUCGUGGACCAGUUCAAGGGUGCUAUUAAGAGAACUGGAUCGCAUGUGUCUCAGCUAGAAUCCGAGCUGAUGAACAUGAGUCCAGUUGCACGUGAUGAGGGUACACUGAGGAUGCAAGAACGUCAAAUUGAGGACUUUAUAUCCCGUGUUAAUGACAUCGACAACAUGCUUGAAGACCUUGAAAAUCAAUAUGAGACUCUGAAAGCAGACGGCUUUGUUACUGCAUCAGACGGUCUUAAAGGACAGCUGGAUAUAUUAAGGAACCAACAAGAACAUUUACGAGAAGUAUCGGAUGAAAGAAAAGCCGAGAUCCAGACUGUAUCCCAAGCUCUCGAAGCAGUCACAGAUAAUCUUAGAAGAAUGAGAACCAGUAUAGACCGGGCGGCAGACGAACUUGAGAUGCAUGAACCGAUUGGAAGUGACGUAAAUGCUAUAAAACGUCUACAAGAUGAACUUAAGCAAUUCCAACAUGGUGUAUUUGAUAAUUUAUCGAAACGAGUUCAGGGUGUUACAAUGGAGGCGCAGCAACUUAUCCAGGGGGCAGCACCUGGAGUGGACACAUCUAGUGUGGAGGCAGACCAAGAAAGUCUGAUGGAUAAAUGGAACAGCCUCAAUACCAAGGUUUCAGAAAGAGACCGUAACCUGGACAACGCUAUCCUCCAAUCUGGAAAAUUCAAUGAUGCAUUGAAAAAUCUCAGUGAUUGGAUGAAAGAGACAGAAGAUCUGGUAGCCAAUCAGAAAUCUCCCUCACCAGAUUAUAAAGUUGCCAAAGCACAGCUACAGGAACAAAAAUUCUUGCUUAAAAUGCUGGAUGACAGAGCACCAACUGUGAAAUCAGUGAAAGAUUCUGGGGAAAACUUACAGAAGACACUUGAAUCAAGGGAGCGUAAAGCCAUUCAGAGCCAGAUAGGGCAACUUGACAAACGCUGGGAUGAACUCAAUUACCAGGCAGGUCAGAGGUCAAAGGUACUUGAAGAUAUUAUCGGUAUUGCCCAUGAGUUCCAAGAAGUACGUGAACCACUAAUUGGCUGGUUAGACUUGGCUGAGAAAAAGUUUGCAAGCCUUGAACCAACAGCAAUGGAUACCAGUGGUAUUGAAAAUAUAAUCAAGAGUCUAGAAGACAUGGAGCAGGAAGUGAAGCAGAAGGAUGAACUCAUCAAGAAGCUUGCAGCUGUUGGCAAAGAACUCCAGAAUCACUGUAAAGGUGAUGAUGUGAAAAAUGUUCAAAGAAAAAUUGAUGAUGUUCAGUCAAGAUUUGCUGAGCUCAGCGACAAGUUAUCUGACACACUAGAGCAGAUGGAAGAAGCUCUCCCAUUGGCUAAGAAUUUCAAUGAUGCCCAUUCCAAAUUCAUUGAUUGGUUGGUAAAAAUGGAACCAAAAUCAAGGCUUAAAGAUACAAAUGAGCCUGAAGAACAAGUUAUGCAACUUCUGGAAGAGGUCAAGGCCAUUGAACCAAUUUUGGAGAUCAUGAACAAUGAUGGGAACCAGUUAGCAGAGCUCGCACCAGGUGAUGCCGGGUUCAAGGUGGAGGAUACCCUUGCUAAAAAUCUGAAGAGAUUUGAAGCCGUGAACGAGGCCAUUCAGAACAAGGCAGAUAAAUAUAGAGCCUCAAAACUGAAAAAUGCUGAGGUUAUGUGUACAAUAGAAGAUCUACAAGAGUGGUUUGAGGAUGAAGAAAAGGCCCUUACAGCAUGUGAACCAAUCAGCUGUGAGCCAGCAAAAUUACAGAAACAAUUAGCCAAUCAGAAGGCAAUGAAUGAUGACAUCAACGCACAAAAGGUAAAAGCCCGAGACACGAUAGCAGCCGGUAAACGUUUGAUUCGCGAGGGUUCAAUGGAUGACGAUGGAACAUUCAAUAAUAAGAUGGAGGCUCUAAAACAGAAGAGUGACACGGUGGCGAAGCUUGGCAGUGAUCGGUUAGUACAGCUGGAGCAGGCCAUGCCGUUGUCAAGGACGUUUGUAGAGACUCACCAGGACCUUCUGAAAUGGUUCCAAGAAGUUGAACCUGCCAUUGCCGAGUUAGAGGUCAUGUCCAUAAACCAGGAAACUGUUAAGAAACAACAAGAUAGGGUCAAGGUGUUAAAACAAGAUCUACAGGAUAAUAAACCACUUGUUGACAAGUUGAACAAAACCGGCCUUGCCUUGACUAAACUGUCCUUGAAACCGGAUGACAUUGAGCUGGUGCAGAAUACAAUGGAUGAUGAUAACAAGAGAGUUGAGGAGAUCCGACGUGCUGUCCGUGAUCGUUCUAUGUCCAUAGACGAGGCUCUUCAACAAUCUGCCGAGUUCACAGAUAAAUUAGAGAACAUGUUAGAGACUUUGACCACUACAGAAGAAAUGGUCACCAAUGCCCAGGCUAUAUCAGCUCAUCCAGAUAAAAUACGUGAACAAAUGGCUGAUAAUAGUACUUUGAUUGAAGACAUGCAGAUGAGAUUAUCUGCCCUUGAAUCAGUACAAAACGCAGCAGAAGAACUGAUCAAACAAGCAUCUAACUCCCAAGAUGAUGCUGUCAAAGAUGUAAAAUCUAAACUACUUGACCUUGUUAACUUGUAUGAGAAAAUCAAUGACGGGGCAAACACUCGUAACAUUGAGCUUGAAGAUACGAUUGAAGUUGCCGAUAAAUUCUGGGAUGAUCUUAACUCACUACAGCGUACCCUCAAAGACCUGUCAGACACAUUAGCCAAUCAGGAGCCUCCUGCAUUAGAGCCGUCAAUCAUCCGUGAACAACAAGAUACUCUGGAGGCACUCCGUGAUGACAUUGAAGCCAGUCAGUUUGAUCUUGAUGAAGUACAUGAGACCGGGGAACAGCUCCUUAAAUUAUGUGGGGAACCAGAUCGACCAGAAGUACAAAAACACAUUGAUGAGCUGGACAAUAACCUACUCUCUAUUACUGGAGAGUUUGAUAAAAGGUCAAGGACUUUGGAAGAAGCCCUAGAGAAAUCCAUGCACUUCCAAGAUGAACUUAUGAAAAGUCUUGUAUGGCUACAGAAACGUGAGGACAGAUUGAAGGAAUUGACCCCUGUGGCUGGAGAUUUCAACACCAUAAAAGACCAAUGGAAUGAGGUUAAGGCAUUCAAGCUGGAGGUUGACCCGAAGCAUGCUGAUAUUGAGUCCCUAAACCAGAAGGCCAAGGACCUUACAAAGGACGCGAGCCCCGACCAGUCUGUGUUUGUUAAAGAACCAGUCUCAGCUGUAAACAAGAGAUGGGAUGGUCUUUUGUCCGGAAUCAGUGACAGACAACGGGACUUACAGCUGGCCAUGUUGAAUGCUGGUCAAAUUGACCAUGCUACAACUGAGUUAUUGGCCUGGAUGGACAAAACUGACCAGACCCUUGAUGAAAAUAAACCUGUGUAUGGAGACAGGAAGCUGGUGGAAAUAGAGCUGGCCAAACAUAAGGUGCUACAAAAUGAUAUCAGUGCUCACGAACCAAGUGUGAAGUCUAUAAAAGAGGCGUGCCUUAAGUCUCUAGGUGCAGAUAGGUCAUCUACUGGUAGACGUAAACUAGAUGACCUUAAUCGACUCUGGAACACGGUACAAGAGAAGAGUCAUAGCCGUCAACAAGAACUGGAAGAGGCCCUGAAAGAGGCAAAGGGCUUUUCUGAAGAAAUGGAGAAAGUUCUGGUGCGCUUGGGACAGAUUGAGGGCAUGCUUAUUACAUCCCGCCCAGUGGGAGGUCUUCCAGAAACUGCAAGGGACCAAUUAGAGAGAUUCAUGCAUGUUCACGACGUGUCCGAGCAGGAUAUCACAAAAAUCUGCGAAGAAUAUCAGCGAGUAGGUCGCCCAAUUUCCUAUAGUGCAUCAUGGGUGAAUUGGCUGGAAGUGCAUAAUGAGCUACAGGACAUGGAACCAGUGAUUGCUAGGCUCCAGUCUGAUGGUUCCCACCUGAUACGUAAGAGCCAGGAUCCAGCAUCCUCAAAUAUCAAACAGAACAUGCAGUUACUGCAGCAGACGUGGGAACAUGUCAAGACAAGAUCUGCUGACAGAAAGGGAAAAUUAGAGCAAGCCGUAAGCCAGGCCAAUAAUUUCCAUGGUGAUCUGAAUACUUUCAUCGCAUGGUUGACCGACACUGAGAAGACGCUGAACAAUAUGAAACCAGUGAGCAGAGUUAUUGCCCAUGUCUCGGACCAGAUUAAAGAUCAGAAGACAUUACAAAAGGAUAUAGCUGUCAAUCGUGAGUCUAUGAUAAAACUUGACAAGACUGGUACCCACCUGAAAUACUUCAGCCAGAAACAAGACGUUGUUCUCAUUAAGAACUUGCUGUCGAGUGUACAGCAGCGCUGGGAGAAGAUUGUGUCACGCAGCGCAGAGAGGACACGACAUUUAGAGAGAGGCUACAAAGAAGCUGAACAGUUUAACGAGAUGUUGAAGGAUUUAAUGGGUUGGUUGAAUGAGGCAGAUCAAAUGUUGAGUACGGACCAUUCUGUAGGCAAUGAUCCCAUCAAGAUUAAAGGACAAAUUGCCAAACACAAGGAGUUCCAGAAAAGUCUUGGAGCAAAGCAACCUGUGUAUGACAAUGUAAACCGAGCAGGACGUACCUUGAAGGAGCGAUCCCCGGAGGAAGAUAUGCCUGUAUUGAAUGAAAUGUUACAUCAACUUAAAGUGAAGUGGAAUGCCAUCUGCGGAAAAUCUGUGGACAGACAAAGGAAGCUUGAAGAAGCUCUACUUUUCUCUGGUCAGUUUAAUGAUGCAUUACAAGCAUUGCUUGACUGGUUAGCUAAAGUAGAACCAGGUUUGGGUGAGGACCAGAUGGUUCACGGAGAUAUUGACACAGUCAACAAUCUCGUAGAGGAACAUAAGGCCUUCCAACAAGAGUUAGGCGCCCGGGCAAACAAUGUGUCAUUUGUACGUAAACGAGCUCGUGAGCUGUUGGAGAAAUCUGAUGAGGACACGUCACAACAACAAGCUCAGCUGAUAGAGCUAUCAACAAUGUGGGAUCGUGUCUGUAAACUCAGUGUUAACAAACAAGAGAGGCUGGAACAAGCUCAGAAACUGGCUGAAGACUUCCACAAGAAGGCACAGGGCCUGAUAGCAUGGCUAGCAUCAGCAGAACGACAACUUCGUUACAAAGGUCCGCUUCCUGACGAGGAAAGUGAGAUUAUCAAACAGAUUGAGGAACACAAAACUUUUGAGGAGGAAUUCUUACGACAAGAGGGAAUAUUGAGGGAGACCCUGAAUAUAGGACAAGAUAUCAUGAAACGAUGUCACCCGGAUGCCGUAUCUACCCUCAAACACUGGCUGUCUGUUCUAAAGGCUAGAUGGGAAGAGGUGAGCAACUGGAGCCGACAGAGAGGAACUAGGUUAAGAGAUGGCCUGGCUACACAUAGAAAGAACGCCCAGUUGUUAGAGGAGUUAAUAGCUUGGUUAAAUCACGCAGAGAAUAAACUGUUCAAUGACAACGCUGAACCUAUUCCUGACGAUGUUGACAUCAUCACACAGUUGAUGAGGGAACAUUCUGAUUUUCAAAAUGAGAUGUCAUUAAAACAACCAGAAAUUGACCAGGUUACCAAGGGUGACCGUAGACAGAGAACCGGAUCUGUGGCUGGUGAACAGGUCUCUCACAUUCCCAUGUACAAAGGUCUGUCAGGCAGACGUACACCUACUCCAGUCAAAUAUGGCACACCAAGACGUGGUCGUGAUGAUGAUGGUAGACGGACACCAGAGAUGCACUUUAGGAAUCCACGUGUAGGAGCGUUAUACAAUAAAUGGCGUCAAGUUUGGCUUUCAGCCAUGGAAAGACAAAGACGCUUGCAGGAGGCUCUUGACUACCUCAAUGAGUUGGAGAGAAUGAAAAACUUCAAAUUUGAUGACUGGAGAAAACGUUACCUCACCUGGAUGCAUCAUAACAAGUCACGAAUCAUGGACUUCUUCCGUAGACAAGAUCGUGAUCGUGAUGGGAAAGUCACGAGGGCAGAGUUCAUUGAGGGAAUUAUGAUGUCACGUUUCCAGACGACACCUAUGGAAAUGGAAGCUGUUGCUAAUAUCUUUGAUCGGGAUGGAGAUGGCUACAUAGAUUAUAAUGAGUUUGUCUCGGCACUUCGGCCCAACAGAGAUAGUGAAAAUUUAGACCAAAUCAAGCCACAGACACGAAAAACUAAAGGCACAAACAAAAAGCCGGAACCAGUCAAUGAUUCAGAACUUAUUCAUGACGAGGUUAAACGCCAAGUACACAAGUGUACCUGUGUCAAACAGUAUAGAAUACAUAAGAUAGGGGAAGGAAAAUACAGGUUUGGAGAUUCUCAGAAGUUGCGAUUGGUUCGAAUCUUGCGCAGUACAGUGAUGGUGCGUGUUGGCGGAGGUUGGAUGGCUCUUGAUGAGUUCCUGGUGAAGAAUGAUCCUUGCCGAGCACGAGAAUUAGCGAAAGGUCGCACAAAUACAGAGCUACGUGAGCAGUUCACACUAGCAAAGGGUGUGAGUCAGUCAAUGGCAGGGUUCACGUCUAAGUCUCCAAGUGGUAGUUCGUACUCGGGAAGUUCAACUUACUCUGGUGCAACAUCACCAUGGAGCGCUCGGUCGCCUAGCAACGCUAGUGGACCUGUUAUCAAGAGGAGGAAGUCUAGACCACAGUGUCUUGCUUCACAUCCUUCCCAUCCUAAAACAUACUGGGUUAGAGAAAAGACAGCAUACAGCACUCCUUGGCGUCAGAAUAUGGCUCGAUCUGGACCAGAUAGUGAGGUACGCAAUAUCAUGUCCGGUACAACACCAGAAAGCCGGAGGUUUGGUAGUGGAAGGCACAGGGAAGCCCUGUUUAGUCCAAGACAUCUACAGAGCCCUGCAACACCCGUGAGUCGUAGUUCAAGUCGUGCCAGUACUGGAAGUCGGCCAUUCAGUCCAACAGGAAGUGAAACAUCUGAAAUUAGUGAACCGGAAGUGUUCACAACUGUUCAAAGUGAAACAAGAAAUGUUGGAGGGAGAAACGAGACUACACGCACAUACCAGACUCAUGUUGUUCAAACUAGAAACAUUAACGCGCCAGCACGCUCUUCCACGAGUACGCCAACAAGAACAUCAAAAAUACCGAAAUUGACUCCAAAAAAGCGGUGAAAGAAAUUGUUUAAUAAUUCUAGCCAAUGUCUUUCAUGUGGAAUUAUUUUGUUUGCUAUGGCUUACUGAUCUUCAGUUGCAAUGUUGGUUGUUGCCGUUUACUGGCAUUUAUAUAACGUUAUAGAUGUAUAUAAUAUAUAUACACACACACGCAGACAAAAAGAGUGAUAAGGGAAAUAAGGGACAAAAAAAUCGGACUUCACAGUGAAAUAGAAAAGGAAUCAUUUUAUACGUACUUCGCUGUUGAAAUGAUUUUUGUAGUUUUUGUAUACGUGUCAUAUUUUCAUUUUAGUUUGACAGUUCAAUUAUAUCAUAAUUUCUUAAAGAGUUUUCAUUUAGUUUUCAUAAAAUUUUGGAUGUUACAGCUUUAAAACUGAUAUCACGUAAAAAGAAAAAAGAGAUUGUAAACUGAUCAUCUAACAUUCCUAGUGGAAAAAAUGUAAUAUGUAAUCUGCUUUCUCCAGUAAUUAGCAAUGUGCUUGAAACCAAUUAAAUAAGUAUUUCAAAGGGACCAAAUUAUCUCUGCUUAGUAACUGCUUUUUGAAUUGUAACACUGAAAAAAAAAAUUAGACAUAAAAAAAGUUGAAAAUACCCUAAUGAAUUUGUCGAGUAUAUUCCAAAAUGUAGUGUUGUAAAAUGUAAAUGUUUGGUGCUUUAAAAAGCUACUUACGUGGGUCCCAUGUUGCUAUUUUUCUACACAGAAGAGAAAUUUGGUGAUAUGUUUUAAUUAAAGGGAGGUAAUAAAAUUCCAUGUUUUAGGAAAAAAAAAAAGCAUGAUGUUAUUGACAUUAAAACUGGAAGAAAUGUCAACGAAGAAAUGUCAAUAAAUUUUAAACUUGCAUCAUGUAAUUAACUUGCAUCAUGUUAAGUGUUUUCGUAUUUUUUUUUGUAUUUUUUUAAUUGGAAUAUCAUUUUUAAAAAGGAAAUGAAAAUAAAAAGCAAUAUGGGACUCUAAUAAGAAUUUAACUAUUCUAUGCAUUGCUCAGUAUAUAUGAAUAUUAUUAUAUGUUGCUUCAUUCCCAGAUAUUUUUUUGUUUCUUUACAUUUUUUGUUUGUUUUUUGUACUUUUGGUCCUGGCACCCUUGAUUGUUUUAUGGUCAGAUAUUUUUCAUAUCUUUAAUUGAAUGUUGGAUGGUUGUGCUUGAUUUUGUAUGAUGAAAAAGAUUUUAUUAUGUGUACUGACUUGGCAUAUAUUUGAGGUGGGGUUUAGUGGGGACAAAACCCUUUUCAUUAAAUAAAUGUGUAAGUCAGUUUGGAAACUGUUAAAAUUGUUAGAUAAGUACAAUUUAUUAUGAAAUGUUAAAAA